Orbilia oligospora ATCC 24927 is the source of this 948-nucleotide messenger RNA. RefSeq lists its product as uncharacterized. The transcript has a single exon. NCBI's taxonomy places the organism in Eukaryota, Fungi, Ascomycota, Orbiliomycetes, Orbiliales, Orbiliaceae. The record is from RefSeq and is a predicted model, not a curated record. Bases 1 to 948 code for a protein of 315 amino acids.
AUGGCUGGAUUACGCAGGAAAGAAACAGAAGACAACAUUAGACAAUUAUACCUGAACCAGGCCGAAGAUGAUGCCGACGGAGGUGCUGGGCCUUCCUCUGCAGCUAGUCCGGCACAAGCAACAAUAGGAGCCGAUAGUACGAUUCAACAGAAUUCAGAAGAUUCUACUCCCGAUCCGAUGGCUGGGGACUCGCAGCACUCCUCCGAGGGUCCAUCCCCAAGCUCAGUCAACUGGAAGUCGUCAGAACCGAAAAUUAGAACCAUGAGGAAACUUUCUAAAAUACAUUUUAAGCAGUAUCCUUGGCUCUCCUUGGUUGAUGCGGACGACUAUAUAUACUUUGUUGAGUUAUGUCUUGAGGAGGCAAUCUGGUGGGUCGAAAAGCGUCUGACAUUCGAAAACUACACAACUGUCCCCCCAGAUGCAUUCAAGGGUCUAUUCGACGAUCCCGACGAAGCCCUUGUAGGGUAUGGCUUCUUAACAGAGGAGAGAAAUAAGAAUCUUGUCAAUAGGGGUUUCUUCAAUAUCUUGAGCAAUUACCAGAAGCAUGCUUCCGGCACAGCGCCACUACCCGCUGGUUUCCUCCGGCCUGCGCAAGUUGAUGCAAAUAUCCCGCCGCCGCCCCAUUCUUCUCCUUUGACAAAAACGAAAAAGUUCAAGAAGUUUCUUCUUAGCUGUGGACUAGGAUUUGAGAAUAAAAAAAGGCCUGUGAAAAAUGAGUGCGAUCGCAUUGGGCACCUCUUGGUAGGAGCUGGCUAUCGCCCUGACCCGGCUGACACCCCUACCAUUUUAGAACUACAAAGAGGGGAUUACCCAGACCCAGUUCAAUACCACAAUGAUGUACAAGUCUUCUUGGAACUCAUUAUGUGUCUUCUUUUCGCAACAUGCCCAAAGAUUUUAGAUGUUAGGGAUAUACUUAGUCUUUCCUUCAUAAACGUUAAUAGAAGGUAA